CAUCCAUUUGAAAGAAAGAUGUUCUCUCUCGCAGUAAAAGACCCUCUCGAGAAAGUUCCACAACAGAUACGUGCCUAACUCAGGCCACGUGUGUGGCUACUCCGGCAAUUUUCCGACGACCGGGUAAGGUGCUUUGGGAUGGUCUCGGACAAAGAAACACGAUCAAGGGUUAGAUCUCGAGCGCCAGGGGAUGCGGAAGAGGGCCGAGCUCAAAGCCGUUGUCGGAGCUCAGGCGGGCAUGGGAGCAGGUGAAGGAGCAGCUGAAACGUGGGAAGAACAAAUCUUAUGAGGUUGCUUUGAUGAAUAGUAAGUGUAGUACAGAUUAAAUAGUAAAAUAAUGAUUAAUGUGAUGAACAGUGCCUCGUGGGAAGAACCGAGGCACUGUAGCAAAGUUACAUAAAUUGGGAAGUAGCGAGGGAUGGAGUGAGGCUGAUGCAGGAGAGUUUCUUCUAUUUUGCUCUUUAUUCUAACUUUAAAGGAGAGGUAGCGAUUGAGAUGCGAAUGCCCUAACAGAAAGGGCGGGAUGUCAUGCGCCAACCUAGUCAGAAGACCACACACACCUCUGCUCUCACGCACAACUAUUCCCGGUCGUACAACUAUCCAUUUCUAUGAUCUCUACGUGAGUAUUCUUGGUCGCUGCAUUGAAUCAAAAUCACUCAAAGAAGCCAAGACAGUCCACCAACAUCUCCUAAAAAAUGGCAACAAUAACCCAAUUGUACUGGGCAAAUUAACUCGUCUUUACAUUUCAUUCAAUGAACUCGAAGUUGCUCGCCGGGUGUUCGACGAAAUUCCGAACCCAGAAAGGAAAAACAACGUAAUAUUGUGGAACCAACUGAUCAGGGCUUAUGCGUGGAAAGGACCCUUUGGUAGAGCCAUUGAUUUGUACUACGAAAUGGUCGAAUCUGGGGUAAUACCCAAUAAAUACACGUACCCAUUUGUGCUCAAAGCUUGUUCUGGUUUACAGGCCGUGGAAGAUGGCAAGAUGGUUCAUGAUCAGGCGAGGCGAAAUGGGUUGGUGUCUGAUGUGUAUAUAAGUACUUCUUUGGUUGAUUUUUAUGCCAAAUGUGGGUGUUUAGUUGAAGCGCGGAAGGUUUUUGAUAUUAUGCCUGAAAGAGAUGUUGUGGCGUGGAAUGCGAUGGUUGCGGGUUCGUCUCUUCAUGGGUUGUACGGUGACGCGAUGAGAUUGGUUGUUCAGAUGCAGGAAGAGGGGUUGUGCCCUAAUCCUUCUACAGUAGUAGCAGUUCUUCCUGCGAUUGGCGAAGUGAAUGGGUUGAGUGCGGGGAAAGCAGUCCACGGUUAUUGUCUGAGGAGGAGCUUUCAUAGUGAUUUAAUGGUGGCAACUGGGCUUUUGGACAUGUAUGGAAAGUGUGGUUGCCUAGUUUAUGCAAGUAGGAUUUUUGACCUAAUGGGUAUGAAAAAUGAGGUAACUUGGGGUGCUAUGAUUGGAGCAUAUGUGUCAUGUGAUUUUGCUAUCCGGUCAUUGGAAUUGUAUGACCAAAUGCUCAGGGAUGGUUUGUGUCUGUCACCAGUUAUACUUGGGACUAUACUGCGUGCUUGCUCAAAUAUGACUGAUCUGAGUAGAGGAAGACAGAUACAUGGUAGCAUAGUUAAGUCUGGGUAUUUGGUUGAUUUAAUGGUGGGUAACACACUGCUGUCAAUGUAUGCCAAGUGUGGGAUUAUAGAGGAUGCGGUGAGACUAUUUGGUGAAAUGGAAUCAAAAGAUUUGGUUUCCCACAAUGCUAUUAUCUCAGGGUGCGCACAGAAUGGUAAGGCGAAAGAGGCUCUGGUUACUUUCCAAGAGAUGAAGUUGUCUGGGUUAGAACCAGAUUCGACAACCUUGGUUAGCUUCUUGCCUGCUUGUUCGCAUUUGGCUGCUCUUCAACAUGGAGCUUGCGGCCACUGUUACUCAAUUGUUAGUGGUUUUUCAACGGAUACCUCAAUUUGUAAUGCGCUGAUCGACAUGUACUCCAAGUGUGGAAAGGUUGAUACAGCCCGACUAGUUUUUGAUAGGAUGCGUACAAGGGAUAUCGUUUCGUGGAAUGCUAUGAUUUUCGGUUAUGGCAUUCAUGGGCUAGGGAAGAAAGCAGUUUUGCUGUUCCAUGAUAUGGAGAUUGCAGGCUUACGCCCGGAUGAUGUGACCUUUAUUUGUCUCUUAUCUGCUUGUAGCCAUUCUGGGCUUGUCGAUGAAGGGAAAAAAUGUUUUUUUGCAAUGAGUCAAUAUUUCUACAUAACACCAAGGAUGGAACACUAUGUAUGCAUGGUCGAUCUUUUGGGCCGGGCCGGACUCUUGUACGAGGCCCUGGGAUUCAUUGAAAAGAUGCCAUGUGACCCUGAUUUUUGUGUAUGGAGUGCCUUGCUUGCUGCUUGUAGGACCCAUGGAAAUAUUGAACUAGGGGAAGAAGUGUCCAAUAAGAUCCAGAAAAUGGGACAUGAAAGUAGUGGAAAUUUUGUUAUCUUGUCCAAUAUGUACAGUGUUGCUGGGAGGUGGGAUGAUGCAGCACAUGUUAGAAUCAAGCAAAGGGAUCAGGGGUUCAAGAAAAGACCCGGAUGCAGUUGGGUGGAGAUAAACGGGGUUAUCCAUGCAUUUGUGGGUGGAGAUCAGUCACACCCUCGUUCAGCAGAAAUAUACAAUAAAUUAGCAGAUCUGCUAAUGGAGAUGAAGAGGUUGGGUUAUCAAUCGGAAUCUAGUUUUGUUUUCCAAGAUGUUGAAGAGGAGGAGAAGGAAAGCAUUCUCCUUUAUCAUAGUGAGAAGCUGGCUGUUACAUUUGGGAUUCUUACUCUGGGCUCUGACAAGCCUAUUCUUGUAACUAAGAAUUUGAGAAUUUGUGGAGACUGCCAUGAAGCCCUAAAGUAUAUCACGAUCAUUACGAGGAGAAAAAUAACUGUGAGAGAUGCCAGUCGAUUUCAUCAUUUCAAGGAUGGAAUUUGCAACUGUGGAGAUUUCUGGUGAAAAGAGAAGGGAGUUGAAAUCACACGAUUCAAUGGUUCUUGUUGUGCAAUGGAUGUGCUCUGUCUCUCCUGGGAGCUUUACGGUUGCAGCAUGAGGAAGUCUUUAAAUUCAUGAAAGGGCAUCUCUUUAAGUAAGCUCAGAAUAACACUUCAUGUCAGCAUAGAAGAAUAAGGGGAACAAAGAACCAACAAAAAGAUGCUAUUCUGAGUGAGUGACAUUCAAACAAGGAAUAAAACCUA
Rhododendron vialii is the source of this 3189-nucleotide messenger RNA. RefSeq names its product pentatricopeptide repeat-containing protein At3g16610. NCBI's taxonomy places the organism in Eukaryota, Viridiplantae, Streptophyta, Magnoliopsida, Ericales, Ericaceae. Gene Ontology annotation, molecular function: RNA binding; protein binding; zinc ion binding. The transcript is spliced from 2 exons. The coding region runs from base 524 to 2950 and encodes 808 amino acids. The record is from RefSeq and is a predicted model, not a curated record. Gene Ontology annotation, biological process: RNA modification.